CUGUACGCUGCAAUCUGCAGAGUGGCAGCAUUAUUUUUGUUCAGUGGAGUCCCGUCCUGUCGGCUGCCCCAUACCCGCCGCUGUGCCUGGAUUUUCACUGGCUUCUCAUUUUUUUUGGAGUUUGCCCCUUCUUCUUUUUGCAAAAGCAACUUUGACUUAACUGCAAGCGGAGAGAGAAAGGGGUCCUUGGGACGAUCUAAAAAGCACCUCAGGAUGUCAGAAUCCUUAAAACUACAAAAGGAACAGCAGCAACGGGACCUUGAGACGCGUUAUGAGAGCAGCUAUCACCAAAGCUCCCUGUCAUCUGUUAGCCGCCAGUCUUACGCUGCUUAUGUGAGCGGCCAUGGGUACAAGAUCUCAGGGAAGAAGGAGGAGAAGAAACUGAGCGCACUCUCCAAAAAAGAAAAGCGCUCAUACCUGGCAGUGGACAAAGAAGACGAGGUUAUUGGAUACGUUGUGCCAGUCUUCAGAAGCAGUCAUUUGACUACCCAGGAUCUGAUGGAGACUCAGGAGGAGGUGAAGGAAGAGGGUGUGGGGUAUGUCGUCAUGAGGAACCUGUUCUCCAGGGAGACCGACUUCAAGAUGAGAACUGUGAAGAAGUCCAGAGAGACCAGUAUGAGAGAGUCUGCUGAACGCCUGACUCUGAGCAAGAAGAUGCAUGAGAAACAAGAAUUCCAAAAGAAGAUGAAUCCAGAUAGUUUGACUCACCCCCCAGAGUUCAUUGUGAAACCACGUGGCCAGACCGUGUGGGAGGGGAAGAGUGUGACGCUGCACUGCACUGUGGCUGGAUGGCCCAAACCCCGCGUGGCCUGGUACAAAAACAAUGUUUUAAUCGAUGCUAAGGCUCACCCUGAGAAAUACUUCACAGAGAGCCAAUACAACAUGCAUUCUCUGGAAAUUAAGAACUGUAGUUUUAGCGACACUGCUGAAUACCGGAUCUCUGCACUCAACGUGAAGGGAGAAAGUUCUGCAUUUGCCCCUGUCAUUAUUAAAAGAUUCAAAGAAGGAGAAGUGGUUGAAAGGCCCCAUGGUUACAGCCCUGAAUAUGGUGUGACCUUCUACACUACUAUCAUCGACAAGUUUGAUGUUUCUUUUGGCCGUGAGGGAGAGACUAUGAGUUUGGGCUGUACAGUCAUUGUCUACCCCACUGUGAAGCGCUACCAGCCAGAGAUAGUGUGGUACAGAAAUGGUGUCGUCUUGUCACCUUCUAAGUGGGUGCACAUGCACUGGAGUGGUGAGCGAGCCACUUUGACCCUUGUGCAUCUGAACAAAGAAGAUGAGGGUCUCUACACCCUGCGUGUCAACACCAAGUCAGGCUUUGACACCCACUCUGCCUAUGUGUUUGUCAGAGAUGCUGAUGUGGAGGAGGAGGGGGUUCCUGUUGCUCCUCUUGAUGUGCGUUGUCAUGACGCUAAUAAAGACUAUGUGGUUGUUACCUGGAAGCAGCCAGCAGUGGAGGGCAGCAGUUCCAUCGUGGGCUACUUCAUUGACAGGUUGGAGGUUGGCACUCAUCACUGGACCCAGUGUAAUGACACUCCGGUGAAGUAUGCCCGUUUUCCUGUCACUGGGCUUGUUGAGGGCCGCUCCUACACUUUUAGGGUGCGAGCACUCAACAAUGCUGGUGUGAGCCGUCCAUCCCGGGCCUCUGACCCCGUAGUUGCCAUGGACCCAUCAGACCGGGCCCGUCUUAGAGCUGGCCCCUCAGCUCCAUGGACUGGAAUGAUCAAAUUCACUGAGGAAGACCCCACAGUGGGUGUGGUGCCUGGUCUACCUACUGACCUGGCUGUCACUGAGGCUACUAAGAGUUACGUGGUUCUUAGCUGGAAACCACCCGUCCAGAGAGGACACGAGGGUGUCAUGUAUUAUGUGGAAAAGUGUUUGGUGGGUACAGAUACAUGGCAGAGGGUAAACACUGGGAUGCCAGUGAAGUCCCCCCGUUUUGCCCUGUUUGACCUUGCUGAGGGCAAAUCCUACAGCUUCCGUGUCCGCAGCUGCAACUCUGCUGGAGUUGGAGAGCCAUCGGAGGAAACUGGGGCGACUACUGUGGGAGAUAGAUUGGACCUGCCCUCUGUCCCAGGGCCUGUUGUUCCCAUCAGAAACACUGACACUUCUGUGGUUGUGUGCUGGGGGGCAUCUAAGGAAGUUAAGAAUCUGGUGGGCUAUUACAUUGAGGUCAGCGUCAAUGGCAGCGGUGUGUGGGUUCCUUGCAACAACAAGCCUGUCAAAGGCACCAGGUUUGUGUGCCACGGGCUGAACACUGAGGACAAAUGCGUGUUUAGGGUGAAAGCUGUGAACGCUGCAGGAUACAGUGGAAGCACUGCCGAAUCUGAGACCUGCAUUGUGAAAGCGAGCAUUGCCGUCCCAAACCCUCCCACCGGUGUGACCCUGCUGGAGAGGGUCCGUGACUACAUGGUGCUGGGCUGGCAAGCUCCUGCUAAUAAUGGUGGAGCAGACAUCAGAGGUUACUACCUGGACUACCGAACAGUGAAGGAUGGAGUCACAAGCAAGUGGCAUGAACUCAACCUCCAGGCAAUCACUAGCACAUCUUAUAAGGUGACAGACCUGAAGGAAAACAAAUUCUACCAGUUCCAGGUGCGUGCAUUCAAUCAGGCUGGUAUUAGUGAAGGCUCCAAACCCACUGCCCCCUUGGAGUGCAAGGAAUGGACUGUUGCUGUUCCAGGCCCACCUCAUAGUCUCCGUGUCCAGGAGGUGCGUAAAGACUCCAUGGUCCUUCUGUGGGACCCGCCCACAUUCAAUGGCCGCAGUCCUGUGACUGGAUAUUAUGUGGACUAUAAGGAAGAGAAUGGCAAAUGGAGAUGUGUCCAAGAGAGAUCCACAAAACAUACUUACAUUAAGGUAUCUGGUCUCCAAGAGGGUGUUUCAUACAGGCUGCGCGUCCAUGCUAAGAAUCUGGCAGGUGUUGGUGGACCAUCAAAGGCAACUGAUGCAAUUUUGGCUGAGACCCGCCCUGGAACAAAUGAGAUUGUGGUGGAUGUGGAUGACGAUGGUGUGAUCUCUCUGAUCUUUGAGUGCUCCGAUCUUAAAGAGGACUCUCAGUUUGUGUGGUCUAAAAACUACGAGGCCUUCACUGACACUUCUCGUCUUACCAUUCAGACUUCUGGGGGCAAGUCCAGAGCCAUCUUUAAUGACCCAUCAUUGGAUGACUUGGGCAUUUACUCCUGUGUGGUGACCAACACUGAUGGUGUCUCUGCCAGCUACAAGCUCACUGAGGAAGGACUUAAACGCUUGUUGGACAUCAGCCGUGACCACCAGUUCCCCAUAAUUCCCUUCAAAAGUGAAAUGGCCAUUGAGCUGCAGGAGAAGGGCCGUGUGCGCUUCUGGGCCGAAGUUGGCAAGUUCACUUCUAACUGCCAAGUGGAGUAUGUCUUCAAUGAUAACAUCAUCCAUGAAGGAAAGAAGUACACAAUGAACUUUAACAAGACAACUGGCAUCAUUGAGAUGUUCAUGGACUCACUGGAGAUUACUGAUGAAGGAACCUUCACAUUCAACCUUGUUGAUGGCAAAGCAACUGGUCGCACCAGCUUAGUGCUUAUCGGAGAAGAGUUUGCCGAGCUUCAGAAGAAAUCUGAGUUUGAGAGAGCAGAGUGGGUCAGAAGGCAAGGUCCUCACUUCGUUGAGUACCUUAGUUUCGAGGUCACCCCAGAAUGUGAUGUGCAUCUGAAAUGCAAGGUUGGAAACAUCAAACCUGCCACUGAGAUUGCCUGGUUUAAGGAUGGAAUUGAGAUUGAAGAGGAUGAUGAGGAUGCUAAGAAGAUCGGAAAAUCUGAUGAAGUGUUGACCUUUGACAUUGGCAAGCUUGUUAUUAAGAGUGAAAAGGCACAACGGAAAAAGAAACCUGCAACCGAAGAAAGUCCAAGCAAGCCAAAAAUUUCAAAGAAAGAUGCAGGAGUAUAUGAGGUUAAACUGAAGGAUGAAAGAGGAAAGGACAAAACUUUGCUGAACCUGACAGAUGCAGGUUAUCAAGCAGUGCUGAACGAAGUGUUUAGAGUUAUUGCCAACUCUUCUACUGAGCUCAAGAUUAUGAGCACAGAACAUGGAAUCAUUCUCUACUCAUUUGUUGUGCACUAUAUUGAAGAUCUCCGUGUUGGAUGGCUUCACAAAGAAUCAAAGAUCUCCCACUCAGACAGAGUGCAGUGUGGAGUCACCGGAGAACAGCUGUGGCUCAAAAUUAACGAGCCCACAGAGAAGGAUAAGGGCAAAUAUGCCAUUGAUAUCUUCGAUGGCCAAGGCAGCGUCAAGAGAGUUCUUGACCUAUCUGGACAAGUAUGGGAGGAUGCAAUUGAAGAAUUCAAGAGACUGAAGGCGGCGGCCAUAGCAGAGAGAAACCGUGCCCGUGUGGUGGGCGGCCUGCCCGAUGUAGUCACUAUUCAGGAGGGCAAGUCCCUCAACCUCACUGGCAACGUAUGGGGUGAUCCUGUUCCUGAAGUCAGCUGGGUGAAGAACGAAAAGCCGCUGGUGUGUGAUGAGCACUACACACUGAAGUUUGAGCAUGGCAAGUUUGCCAGCAUCACCAUCGCCGCUGUUUCCACAGCCGACUCUGGGAAAUAUGCCCUGCUGGUGAAGAACAAGUACGGCACAGAGGCAGCAGAGUUUACUGUCAGUGUCUACAUCCCAGAGGAUGAAGCGGAGAAGAAGUAGUAAAGACGCACAGAGGGAGAGAGGGUUUUAACAAAUGACCAGUAUACCUUCCAAGGCAUUUUAAUUCAAAGCAUGCACACACACACAGUGCAAAAUUAUAUGGUUUUACCUUAAAGCAGGGGUGUCCAAUCCUGCUCCUGGAGGGCCACUGUCUUGCAAAGUUUGGCUCCAACCCCAAUUAAACACACCUGAACCAGCUAAUCAAGGUCUUAGGCAUACUAAAAUCUUCUAGACAGGUGUGUUGAGGCAAGUUGGAGCUAAACUCUGCAGGACAGUGGCCCUUCAGGACCGAGUGUGGACACCCCUGCCUUAAAUCAACAUGUUUGUGGUUAAAAAGAAAUACUCGUAAUCGUAAAUACUAAAUAAUGUGGGCCAGUUAUGCCUGGUUUUACUUCUGGGCUUUUCACACUAUGCUUAACCCUGGGUUAACAUCAACAUUUUUUAACCCAGAGUUAACUCUACUCUACUGGGUUAAGCAAUGUUUCACAUUUGUAAUUUUGAAAGGAGGUUAGCAAGGAUAUGAAGCCCUGCUUCAGAAGUCAACCCCAAAUUGUGGUUCCAAAAGUGUAUCAUGUGAAUUGCUAACCCAGGUUAAUCUAUGAACCAUGUGAAAAUUAACAUAUUGAGGUGUUAACCUCAAAUUAUAGUACCAAAGGUAUGCAGUCUGAAUUUCUAAUGUAUAAACCUUACAAAAUGUAGUUAUUUCUUAAUCCUGGGUUAACAAUUUUAAAGGGUUUAUUUCAUCCAAAAAUGAAAUUUCUGUCAUUGGGUACUCACCCUCAUGUCGUCCCAAACCUGUAAGACCUUUGUUUGUC
Ctenopharyngodon idella (grass carp) is the source of this 5474-nucleotide messenger RNA. RefSeq names its product myomesin 1a (skelemin) (gene myom1a). Gene Ontology annotation, molecular function: protein binding. NCBI's taxonomy places the organism in Eukaryota, Metazoa, Chordata, Actinopteri, Cypriniformes, Xenocyprididae. The transcript is spliced from 38 exons. The record is from RefSeq and is a predicted model, not a curated record. Bases 214 to 4659 code for a protein of 1481 amino acids.